Messenger RNA from Cryptomeria japonica (Japanese cedar), 3420 nucleotides. RefSeq lists its product as uncharacterized. The coding region runs from base 1 to 3420 and encodes 1139 amino acids. The record is from RefSeq and is a predicted model, not a curated record. The transcript has 6 exons. Gene Ontology annotation, molecular function: zinc ion binding; nucleic acid binding. Gene Ontology annotation, biological process: signal transduction; DNA integration. Lineage: Eukaryota; Viridiplantae; Streptophyta; Pinopsida; Cupressales; Cupressaceae.
AUGGAAGCAUUUAUUCAUUCUCUGGAUGUCAGAAUGUGGGAAGUUGUUUCUAACAAGUAUGAUGUACCAUCUAUUGUACCUACUAAUGCAGAUGAAAGGACGAAAUAUGAACUGGAUAAGAGAGCUCGCUUUGCAAUUCUUUGUGGGUUAUCAAAAGAAGUAUUUGUUAAAGUAAUGUACUUCAAAUCAGCCAAUGAGUUUGAUGAUUUGAAAAUGAAUAAUGAUGAGACAAUGGCAAGUUAUUUUCUUCGUAUUGAUGAAGUUGUAAAUGCUCGAAAAGGUCUUGGUGAAGAAAUUGAUGAACAUGAUGUGGUUGCAAAAGUAAUUAGAACAUUAUUACCAAAAUUUGAAACUAAAAUAUCUGCUCUUGAAGAGAAGAAAAAUUUCUCUAAAAUGACUGUGCAUCAGCUUCAAAGUACUCUUACUGCUUAUGAGAUGAGAAUUGGUAAUACCCCUUCUACCUCUAAGGAAACAGCUUUUAAAAUUGAGAAACAGGAAGAGAGUGAGUCUGAAUUAUCUGAUGUUUUUGAAACUUUAUUGGUUAGGAAACUUGGGAAGAAGUUUCAAGGAAAGUUUAAAUGUUUUGGCUGUGGUAAAACCGGUCACUUUGCAGCAAAAUGUCCGUAUUUAGAUCUAAGUAAAGAUGAAGAUAAAUCUGAAAAAUCGUUUAAAAAACCUUGGAAUCCUAAUAAAAGGUUGAACAAUUUUAAAAAGAAGAGUCUUAUUUCAAAAGAAGAGACUAAAGAUGAAUCUGAUGAGUUAAAUGUUGAUGGUUGUGAAACACUAUUCAUGACCAAAGUUGAAUUUGAAAACCCAGUUGCAGUAAAAUCUGAAUCAGAUUCUGAAGUUGAAAUAGAAGAUGUAAAUCUCGAAGAAGAACUUCUUUGUGCUCUUCAAGAAGUAAAAAGAUUUAAGAAACUUGUAAUUUCUUAUGAAGAUUCCAAUCAGAUCUUACAACUUGAUAUAGUAAAUGCAAACAAGGUUAUUGAAACUCAAAGAAGUCUUAUUGAAAGAAAAGAACAAGAAAUUAGUACUCUACAAAAACAAGUAUACACUCUUGAAAAACAACAACAUUCUACUGAAAAAGGAGAAACGUCACAUCAGAAUUCUGUAAUAGCAAACAAAAAUCAGUUUCCAAAUAACAGAUUUUUCCAUGGCUAUUGUCGUUUUUGUAAUCUGUUUGGGCAUAAAUGGAUGUUCUCAUCAUAUGACAGGAGACAAAAACAAGUUUUCAGCUUAGAAAAUCAUCCAGGAGGUUUUGUUAUAUUUGGUGAUAAUACAGGUCUAUACAUUACUGGAAUGGGAACAGUCAUGAUAAACAAAGACACUCCUAUAAAUGAUGUCUAUUAUGUUGAAGGAUUAAAGUAUAACUUGCUAAGCAUUAGUCAGAUUUGUGAUAGUGGACGUCAAGUUGUGUUUAAUUCUUACGGAUGUGUGAUUAAAGAAAAGUCAGGGAAAAUAAUUGCAAAUGGUUUCAGAACACAUGGUAAUUUGUAUCAUUUGUCAGACUCCAAAUAUCAAGAACAAAGUGCAGGCAUGUGUCUUAUGAGUUAUAUAGAUGAAAAUUGGUUAUGGCAUAGGAGAUUUGGUCAUGUUAAUUUCGAUAAUAUGGUCAGAAUCAGCAAAAAUAAAAAUGUUCGAGGUCUACCUUUGAUCAGUAGGCCUACAAACUCUGUUUGCAGUGAAUGUGUAAAAGGCAAACAAACUAAGUCAUCUUUCAAAUCUAAGGAGUUUCUAUCCUCAAGGCCACUAGAAUUAGUUCACACAGAUUUGUGUGGUCCUACGAAAACACAGUCACUGAAUGGUGAAAAAUAUUUUAUGUUGUUCGUAGAUGACUACACCAGAAUGGUAUGGGUAACUUUUCUCAAGCAUAAGUCAGAGGCUUUUGUUAGGUUUAAAAUAUUUAGAAAAAUGAUUGAAAAAGAGUCUGAUUUGAAACUAAAAUGCCUAAGAUCAAAUAAGGGAGGUGAGUUCACUUCUCAAGAUUUUGUUGAGUAUUGCGAAAAUCAUGGGAUUAAAAGACAGUACUCUGCUGCUCGGACUCCCCAACAAAAUGGGGUAGUUGAAAGAAAAAACAGAACUGUAAAAGAAAUGACAAGAACUAUGCUUAAUGAAUCUAAUCUGUCUGAUAAAUAUUGGAAAGAAGUUGUUCAUACAGCUGUAUAUAUUUUAAAUAGAGUACAAAUCAGAAUAAGAACAACUUGCACUCCUUAUGAGCUAUGGUAUGGAAAAAUAGCAUCUGUCAAGCAUUUUAGAAUCUUUGGUUGUCAGUGUUUUAUCAAGAAUGAUUUUGAAAAUCUUGAUAGCUUUCAUGCGAAAUCUGAUGAAGGAAUUUUUUUAGGUUAUUCUUCAAACAGCAAAGCAUACAAGUGUUUUAAUAAACGCUUGAAUAAAAUUGUUGAAUCUGUUAAUGUAUUUUUCAAUGAAAAUCAGAAUGUGAUGAAAAAUCAGAUUCAAGAUGAUGAUGAGGAAUCUAAUUUAGAAGUUGGCAAUGCCUCAACAUCAAAGGAACCAGUCAUGACCAAAGAAGAUGAAACUAGCUCAAGUAACCAAGAGGAAGUUCCUAACUUUAAGGAAGAUAUACCUCAGAAAACACCUUCCAAGAUAAUUGCUAAACGACAUCCUGAAACACUUGUGAUUGGUGAUAAAGAUGCUGGGUAUACUGAUGCUAACUGGGGAGGCUGUAUUGAUGAUCGACGUAGUACUAGUGGUGCAGCUUUCUUCCUUGGUGACUGGUUGGUUUCUUGGCACACCAAGAAGCAAGACUGUGUCACUUUGUCCACAGCUGAAUCUGAGUAUAUUGCUGCCACAGCUUGCUGUGAAAUCCUUACCACUCUACCAGUCAUGGAAAAUACUCAGACCCAAAACGGCAAUUCUGUCUGUUAUCCUGCCCCACCCAAAACGAGAUAUAACGUUUUCAUCAAUCACCUCGGAGCCGACGUGAAAGAAACCCUAGCGAGUCUCAUUUAUCACAAUCUCCAAAACAAGGGCUACAAUGCCUUCUUAGACAAGAAAUCUAUUCAGGUGGGAAAGAGAAUACCCAAAUCAAUAGUGGGGGCUAUUCACACAGCUUCUGUGCACGUAGCCAUUUUCUCAGCCAACUAUGCAAACUCAACAUGGUGUCUGAAGGAACUCUAUCUUAUGCUCAAAAGUGGGGCACCAAUAGUUCCUGUUUUCUGCGGAGUUCAGCCUUCGGAGCUUCGUAUGAAAGAUGAAGACGGAGAAUAUGCUCGAGCUUUCCAGGUGCACAAGGACACAGGAAAAAUCAGGCCUCAAAAGCUUGAGAAAUGGAAGAAGGCUCUGCGUAAAGUUUCACGUAUAGAAGGCUAUAUUUUCAAGGGGGACCAAGGUGUUUUGCUGGAAGAAAUUGCAACAACUGUAGUUAAAUAUAUUAACGUUGCCAAACGUCUCAAACGUUAA